Populus euphratica (Euphrates poplar) is the source of this 1626-nucleotide messenger RNA. Its product is annotated as lysine histidine transporter-like 6. The transcript has 8 exons. Lineage: Eukaryota; Viridiplantae; Streptophyta; Magnoliopsida; Malpighiales; Salicaceae. Bases 127 to 1434 code for a protein of 435 amino acids. The record is from RefSeq and is a predicted model, not a curated record.
AUAAAAAAAUGCUUUAUUCAUAUAAAACCGAAAACAAAAAAUUGAGACACCAAACCACUACAAAUAGCUGAUGAUUAUGAUCACUCAUCUCCCACACUGAAGGGGUUCCUGUCCUUGGAUGUGACAAUGGUUUCAGCUUCUCCUUCUAAGGAAGACCAGUCCAGUGGCAAAUGGACCGAAGGCGAUCCCGCUCGCCGAGCCAAAUGGUGGUACUCAACUUUCCACACGGUCACAGCCAUGAUCGGUGCAGGUGUUCUAAGUCUGCCCUAUGCUAUGGCUUACUUAGGCUGGGGUCCAGGGAUAACGGUUCUGGUGUUAUCUUGGUGCAUGACUCUGAACACAAUGUGGCAAAUGAUCCAACUCCAUGAAUGUGUUCCUGGGACUCGCUUUGAUCGCUACAUCGACCUUGGUCGACAUGCUUUCGGCCCGAAUUUGGGACCAUGGAUUGUCCUACCUCAGCAGCUGAUUGUUCAAGUUGGUUGUGAUAUCGUGUACAUGGUUACGGGUGGAAAGAGUUUAAAGAAGUUCAUGGAGAUGACUUGCGCCUCUUGCACCCCAAUAAGGCAGUCUUACUGGAUUUUGAUCUUUGGUGGCAUCCAUUUCUUCUUGUCUCAGCUUCCGAAUUUCAAUUCUGUUGCUGGCGUUUCACUAGCUGCAGCAGUCAUGUCACUCAGUUAUUCAACCAUAGCCUGGGCAGGUUCCUUGGCUCAUGGCCAGAUUGAUAAUGUGAGCUAUGCUUACAAAAACACCAGCGCAGCUGACUACAUGUGUCGUGUCUUCAAUGCACUGGGAGAAAUUUCUUUCGCGUUCGCUGGCCAUGCAGUUGUCCUUGAGAUUCAGGCUACAAUUCCAUCAACUACUGAGAAGCCUUCCAAAAUCUCAAUGUGGAAAGGUGCACUGGUUGCUUACUUUAUCAAUGCAAUUUGCUAUUUCCCCGUUGCCCUUAUAGGGUAUUGGGCAUUUGGACAAGAUGUUGAUGAUAAUGUCCUUAUGGAGCUGAAAAGACCCGCAUGGCUCAUUGCCUCUGCUAAUAUAAUGGUGGUAAUUCAUGUCAUAGGUAGCUACCAGGUCUAUGCUAUGCCUGUUUUUGACAUGCUAGAGAGGAUGAUGAUGAAAAGAUUCAGUUUUCCACCAGGACUUGCACUUAGGCUCGUGACUCGAUCUACUUAUGUUGCAUUUACCCUUUUCGUUGGAGUCACCUUCCCAUUCUUCGGAGAUCUUCUUGGUUUCUUUGGCGGGUUUGGUUUUGCCCCCACUUCAUAUUUCCUCCCUUGCAUAAUGUGGCUAAUAAUCAAGAAACCUAAAAGAUUCAGCACCAAGUGGUUUAUAAACUGGGCCUGCAUAUUCGUUGGAGUGGUCAUCAUGAUGGCAUCCACCAUUGGCGGGUUCCGGAAUAUCGUUACCGAUGCCUCCUCGUAUAGGUUCUACACAUAAUAACGGCAAAAUGUAACUGAUCGAGUUUGCAAGACUUCUUUUUUAUUGAUAUGCCUCUGUUGUUAUAUUAAGCUAGCAACUAUUUAAAUAGAACAGUCCGGCAUAAUCCUGUUCUGCUUUGUGGUGUCAUAUUCAGCAAACAGACUGACUUCAUGUUAACAUCGUCAUAAAUCUUAACUACUAUGUUUGGAU